AUGGGCAACCAAGCUGUGUCAGAGAGCUCUCACGCAGAGAAGAAAAGUCAAAACGGCCAUCCAGAAGGUGAAGAAGAUCUGGAGGUUGAAGGUGGAGACCCUCGACUGACAGUACUGGAGGCUGGGUACUGCCAGAGUGUCAGCCCAAACCCGAGGUCGACGGCCCAAGAGUCCAGAAAACAGUUUAGGAGGCUGUCCGCGCGGAAGGCAGCACAGAACGACACCAUUCAGGAGGGUGUCCACGAUGGCAAUGAGGUCCAGCCAUCGGCCUGGAAAGUGGCCGGACAGGACGAGGACAAGCAGGCUGGAGAGAACGAGGACAAGCAGGCCGGAGAGGACAAGGACGAGCAGACAGGACAAGGACGAGCAGGCCGGACAGGACGAGGUGAGGCAGGGCCAGACGGUGCAGACACCUCCGGCGUAGACAAAGCGGAACCAGCCCGUGCAAAGGCCUCAGGCAUAGACGAAUCAGGACCAGAUGGCAGCAUGGCAACCGCAGGCAACGAAACAGGAGGUGGCACUGCAGGCAAUGGCGUGGGAGCCGCAGAUGGAGGAGCAGGAGGAGGAGGAAAACUCCAGAAGUACCAGGCUCAGGAAGUGUCAGCCAUCUGCUGCCAGGUGGGGGUAAAGGGACAAAGAGAGCACAAAGAUAUGCUGUGGAGGAGAGUGAGAGAUUAA
Messenger RNA from Oreochromis niloticus (Nile tilapia), 678 nucleotides. RefSeq names its product cold shock domain-containing protein 4-like. The transcript is spliced from 4 exons. The record is from RefSeq and is a predicted model, not a curated record. Bases 1 to 678 code for a protein of 225 amino acids. NCBI's taxonomy places the organism in Eukaryota, Metazoa, Chordata, Actinopteri, Cichliformes, Cichlidae.